AUGCUGUCGCCGCCCACGUCCCGCCUCGGCUCCCCGUUGCCCGCUAGCACGCCGACGCCCCAGCACGGCUCCGGUGGUUCCUCUGGCACCCCGGUCGUCAAACCAGCGCACUCCUCUCUCCCCCUGGCGCUCCCCACGACCUCCUUCUACCGCUGCCGCACCACCUCCCCCCGCCCCGUGAAGCCUCCCACGCCGCCGCACCGCCUUCCUCACCUUGCGGAGCUUCCACCGCCGGAUCUGGCCCGCCCCGCCCCGUCCCGCCUUCCGCCCCACCCGGCCGCGGCUAAUGCACCGCACCGCGACGCGGCCCACCGCGACGACCCCUCAAGCCCGCUCCGCCCCGGCCGCGGCCAUAGCUGCACCACGCGACGGUCGUCCUCCUCGGCCCCUGCCCUGCGCCACCCCAACCGCGGCCCAAGCUCCGCCCCCGCCGGCCUCCACGGCCCCUGCCCCACGCCUCCCCGACCGCGGCCCCAGCUCCGCUCCGGCCGGCUUCCACGGCCCCGCCCCGCGCCGCCCCAGCUCCGCCCCGGCCGGCUUCCAUGGCUCCGCUCCGCGCCGCCCCAGCUCCGGCCCGGCCGCCAACAACCAGCAUCCAUGGCCCUCCGGAAUCCGGUGAGAUCCGCCAUGUCGAGCCUGCACCAUUGGAUCCCCAGGCGUGCCCAUUAUCCUCAUUCUGCUCCGUUCGAGGCAAGGAUGGGCUCUGCCCCGCACCGAGAAACGAGGGAUUUGGCGGCCACGGGGCUUCCCAUGUGUCGAUGGUGUUCGCCGGCGAUGGGAGUGCAGCUCGGCCGAGCGGCAUGA
Molecule: messenger RNA, 804 nt
Organism: Aegilops tauschii subsp. strangulata
Lineage: Eukaryota; Viridiplantae; Streptophyta; Magnoliopsida; Poales; Poaceae
Source: RefSeq, a predicted model, not a curated record